Molecule: messenger RNA, 1118 nt
Organism: Anopheles aquasalis
Lineage: Eukaryota; Metazoa; Arthropoda; Insecta; Diptera; Culicidae
Product: G kinase-anchoring protein 1-like
Biological process (GO): signal transduction
Cellular component (GO): Golgi apparatus
Source: RefSeq, a predicted model, not a curated record
AUUUCCCGGUUUUCCCGAUUUUCCAUUCCGCCGAUAAUUUUAAGCCGCAAAACCAUGUUCACCGUAGUUCCUUCACGAUUCCAAGGGUUGAAAAUAGAAGGUGAUGAAGAUGAGUUCCGGAAACCAAAGCAAAAGUCGAAACCGGCCGCCGCCGCCGCCGUGAAGAGCGGAACCACCAAACAACAACCACAAAAGAAACAAAAACCGAAACCACCAAAGAACAAAGGCCCGAACGAGGCGGAACAGAACGAGCAGUGGUCCAAGUGGCAGCAAAAGGACACGGAGAUUUUGGAGAAGAGCUACAUGAACGACCUCGAACAGGCGCUGCUACAGUCAAAGCUGGACUUUGAGGCCAACAAGAAAAAGUAUGAUCAAGCCGAAAAAGAUGCUAAACAACAGUCCGCCGCUGCCAAACCACGCAAACCGAAAACGCUCUCGUUGCACGAGUUUCAGGAAAAGGUAGAUAACGAUAUGAAGCAAAAGGAACAGCAGCGGCAGCGGAAACAGGUGGAGGCUGAGUACAACAAGAACUACACGUUCUUCGAACAAAUCGAUCUGGAAACGAAGCAAAUCAUCAACAAGGAACAGAUGAAGGCACUGUUUCAAACCAAAGAUAUCUCGGCAGUGGCAAACGGCGAGAAGAGCGCUUCCAAGAAAGGCGGAAAACGCGCGAAUCCCAACCAAACUCCCAGUGAGGUGGAUCUGUUGAAGGCGGAAAACAAGGAGCUCAAAGAACAACUGUAUCUACUAAGCUUUGAGCUCAAAAACGUGGCCUGCAAGCUGUCGAGUGCGGAAAUGAAGGAGAAGGAAGAGCUGCUACUUGAGAUUGAACAGCUGAAGCGUGUGCAGGAAGACAUGACGGCCGAAAUGACCGCUCUCUACGGUGAACUGGAGCAAGCCAAAUCCAGAUCGAACCAGGACGCCAAGUUCAAGGAUAAGACUAAGCCACGCAAAGUCGGCCAUUCCGGAAAUGGGACGGAACAGCAGUCUACCGGCAACUAGAGCUGAGUAGCGCUGUUUGGCGUAUUUUUAGUAACUUUUGUAAACUCGAAUCUCAUAAUCUGUGAAAUUGAAAUGAUCUUGAAGUAAUAAAGAAGUCUUCGGCAUGCAAAAGCUAC